This is a messenger RNA of Perca flavescens (yellow perch), 4579 nucleotides long. It is a transcript of the gene fbxl19, whose product is annotated as F-box and leucine rich repeat protein 19. The transcript has 13 exons. Lineage: Eukaryota; Metazoa; Chordata; Actinopteri; Perciformes; Percidae. The coding region runs from base 379 to 2988 and encodes 869 amino acids. The record is from RefSeq and is a predicted model, not a curated record. Gene Ontology annotation, molecular function: zinc ion binding; protein binding; DNA binding.
AGAGAGAGAGAGAGAAAGAAAGAGAGAGAGAGAGAGAGAGAGAGAGAGAGACAGGGGAGUGAAUGGGCACGACUCAGUCAGCAGCUCUGCGCCCUUCACUUUAUCGAUAUCGAUCAGUUUGGAAACAUUUAGACCCACAGCGGGUCCGUUACAGACAGGCUAUCCCGGGAGCUAGCAAGAGCACCGGAGGCUACAGCGAUGGAACGCGUGUGAAGCAGCCCGGGAGCAACGGCAGCCUGGCGGACAGAGAAACAAGGAAGCGGACGGCUAGCUGCGCUACACCACCGAAGCUAACGUUGGCUAACAGUUGGCUAAUAUUAUUUCUAAUGAGCGACCAAGGAGUAUGCGACCUGAUACGAAGAGCUGACUUGUUCGGGGAUGUCGGGCAGUAAGGCGCUGGGCGGUGGGGCUGGCGGGGGGGCGCGGCGCAGGCGGACGCGGUGCCGGCGCUGCCAGGCCUGCAAGAGGACCGAGUGUGGAGAGUGUCACUUCUGCAAAGACAUGAAGAAGUUCGGAGGGCCCGGCCGCAUGAAGCAGUCCUGCCUGCUGAGACAGUGCACGGCGCCGGUGCUACCUCACACGGCGGUGUGUUUUGCGUGUGGCGAGGCAGGGAAGGAGGACACGGUGGACUCUGAGGAGGAGAAGUUCAGCCUCUCUCUGAUGGAGUGCACCAUCUGCAACGAGAUCAUCCACCCCAGCUGUCUCAAGAUGGGUAAAGCUGAAGGAAUCAUCAACGAUGAGAUCCCAAACUGCUGGGAGUGUCCCAAGUGCCACAAGGAGGGCAAAACCAGUAAGGACCAGGCGGACGGCUCGGGGAAGCGCCGGCUGGAUAACGGCGAGGUCGGCCGCUGGAAGCUCACAGACGACCCUCCCCCUAAAAAGAAAGCCCCUCCCUCCCUGGAGGAGGGGGGGAGGAUGAUGGAGGGGGGGCACAAGAGGAAGAAGGAGAAGGAGCUGCCGCAGGACAGCGGGCCCAAGAAGAAGAUGAAGGGUGCCCACGAAAAACGCCUCAAAAAGAAACCCAAACCGGAGGCGGAGUCCAACGGUCCCACCUCGUCAGCUGGAGGCGGAGCAGCAGGACUGCAGGGCUCCUCCUCUUCCUCCUCUUCUUCUCAACCCAGCGGGGGUGCAGGGGGGGCUGUGGGGGGGACGUCGAGUGCGGACCAGCGCUCGCAUCACCGAGAGAAACUAGAGCGCUUCAAGAGGAUGUGUCUGCUAGAGCGCCGGCCCGAGUCGUCGUCGUCUUCUUCCUCCAGUUCGGAGUCUGACUCCGAGUCCGACUCCGACGACUCCCUGAGGGGGGAGCAGGCAGGGGGCGGCUCCUCGCCGUCGUCCUCCCCCGCGCCGCCUCCUCCUGUCGCCUACGGCAACAGCAAGAGGGAGCGGGAGCGUCGUCUGGCCGAGCUGGGCUUCAGCGCCAGCGAGGAGUCGGAGGGGGAGGAGGAGCAGGGAGGGGGGGAGAAGGCUCGGCGGAGAGAGGCGGGGCUACCGCCGCGAGGACGGAAAGCCCCGCCGGACGGAGAGGACGAGGACGCACCCGCCUCUGACAGGACCAGGAAGAACUCCGCCUCCCUCCCCCCACCCUCGCCGCUCUCCUCCAAUCAGAUGCCUCCGUCCUCGCAGCACGACGGUGGCUUCCCGGGGAAGCAGCGCAGCAACGGGCAGGAGGCGCGCAAUGGGCGGACACGAGGAGGCGCGGGAGGGGGGAGGGAAGGCGGGGAGAAGGAGAACGCCAGCGGAGUUCUGAGCAAUCACAGACACAGCGGCGGGAACAAAGGUAGUGGUAGCCGCGGCAACAAGAUCCGCAGCAACAGUAAGGCGUCCAGGAACAGCACCGCGCCGCCUUCCGCCUCUCUCCCCACCUCCAACGGGGGAGCAGGCGGCCUCACAAUGUCAGCAAUGGCGGCGUCGCCCUGCUCGCAGCCGUCCCGCCUCGCCCCGCGCUCUCAGAUGAUGAAGCGCAGCCCGCCGGCCGUGCCCUCGCCGCCCCGGCCCGUUCAGAUGGAGCGCCACCUGGUGCGGCCGCCGCCCGCCUGCCCCGAGCCCAGCUGCCUGCCGUUGGAUUCUGGCUCCGCCCACAUCAUGACCCGCGACGUCUGGCUGCGAGUCUUCACGCACCUGAGCCAAAGAGAGCUGUGCGUCUGCAUGAGGGUGUGUCGCACCUGGAGCCGCUGGUGUUGUGACAAACGUCUGUGGACGCAGAUCGAUCUGAGCCGGCAGCGCUCCAUCACCCCCCCCAUGCUGAGUGGGAUCAUCCGCCGUCAGCCCGUCUCCCUCAACCUCGGCUACACCAACAUCUCCAAGAAACAGCUGAUGUGGCUCAUCAACCGCUUACAAGGUCUGCUGGAGCUGAAUGUGUCUGGCUGUGCCUGGCCGGCGGUCUCGGCUCUGUGUCAGGCCGUCUGUCCCUGUCUGAAGCUGCUGGAUCUCAGCAGAGUGGAGGACCUCAAAGACUCUCACCUGAGGGACCUGCUGGCCCCCCCACCGGACACCCGGACAGCUCACGGUGAAACCAGAGUGGGGCGUUUCCAGAACGUGACCGAGCUGCGAUUGGCCGGUCUGGACCUGACAGAUGCGUCGUCCCGCCUGCUGGUGCGUUACGUCCCUCACCUGAGUCGCUUAGACCUGAGCCAGUGUGGGAACAUCAGUGACCAGACGGUGCUCACCCUCUCCUCCCCUGUCUCCCCCCUGAGAGAGAGCCUCACACACAUCAACCUGGCAGGUUGUGCCAAGGUGACGGAGCAGUGUGUCUCGUUGCUGCGUCGCUGUUCCUCUCUUCAAACGGUGGACCUGCGCUGCUGCUCCCUGUUGUCCUCGGAGAUGGGACAGCUGCUGUCCUUCCCCCCCCACUCCUCCUCCUCAUCCUCCUCCACCUCCUCGUCCUCCUCUUCCUCGUCUGCCGCCGCCGCCACGCUCGCUGCUGCUGCCUCCUCCUCUUCCUCCUCCUCCUGUCCUCUUGAAGAAAGAACGCUGCUAAAGAACAGCUAAAACCCUCCUUAAUGUUUCUGGGACUUGUGAUUGGUCCAGGUGGCUCCAAGCCCCGCCCCCCAGCCUCUCUACACUACAGACAGAAGAGGAGGAAGAGGAGGAGGAGCCUGAACAUUUCUCCUCUCGUACAGAGAAGAUGAAGAGGAGGAAAAACAUUUUGGGAAAGUUGUGGGUAAUAGUGAAAAAAUAGAAACCCUGAGCAUGUACAUAUUUGUUCUCUGUACAAUUUUGGGUGUGUGUAUAUAUCUGUAGUUUACUGUAAAUGACCCCAAACCCCUUUCACUCCUUCUUCUUCGUCCGUCCUACCACGCUACGACCAAUCAUCACGCCCCACGUCCAUCUGCAGGAAACUGUAGCGCUGCAACUACCGAUAAUGUGUGGAUUAUGUUCUGGAUGAAUGGAUGAGUAGUUCUGUCUCUAAAAUGUGGAUCAGUGUUUCCCAAAAAGCCCAAGAUAUCGUCCUCAAAGAUAUUGAGUUUCCUGUCCCAGAGGAGAGAAGAAACUAGAACAUAUUCACAUUUAACAAGCUGACAUUGCACAAGUUUACCUAUUUACUUCAGUCCCCCCCUCCCAAAAAGGGAAAAAAAACAGGAAGUCAGAAACUUGUAGCUUUGUUUCUUUGUGUCUCGCUCGGCUAACUGUUUCCCUCUGCUUCCAGUUUUCGUGCUAAGCUAGGCUAACAGUUUCCCUCCGCUUCCAGUCUUCGUGCUAAGCUAGGCUAACAGUUUCCCUCCGCUUCCAGUCUUCGUGCUAAGUCCGUUUCUAAAGACGGCCGCUGUGUCUCCACUUCCUCCCGCUGCGUCUCCCGGAUAUACGGGCGCCAAAGACUGUGUGGUAUUGAUUGGCCGUUUUCUUCAUUUUUGAUCGAAAAACUUAGAAGACAAAAAGUUCGAGAAUUUAUAGAAUAAAAGUCUGAAUAUUUCAAGACCAAUCAGGAGUCAAUCCCGACUGCCAAUCAUGAGGUUUCAGCCCGGUUUUUACAGCAUCAAAUAAAACCCAAACUGACAUCACAACCACCGAACUUCGUUGGGACGGGUGAUUGGACUAUUUAGUUUGGGGGCGGUGCUUAUGAGCUAUACUGUCCCCCCAGCCACCAGGGGGCAGACCAGAUGUUUUGGCUUCACUUACCCUCUUAACCCAGUUACCUAUAACACCCCUCUGUAGAUCCACAGAGACAGACACUGAGUUUAUUCACACUGAACGUAAACCCAAACCACUGACUGUUCCAAAUAAAGUUUAUUCAAACGGGACAACCUUAAGAUAAACAUAAUACCCUGUAUGUAUCAUUUCAGGCAGUUUUGCCUGAUACACUUAAUCAUUGAUGAAAAUAUCUGCUGAUUAAUUUUCUGUGGCUGGAAUAAUCCGUCAGUUUGGAUGUGAGCAGCCUUCAGAGCGUGAGCGUGUUUCCUGAAGAUAAAUAUAAAUAAUAAAGUUUAGCCAAGUUUAUAUAGAACAAGAAGUAUUGAAAGAGAGAAUCAUCAGACCAGAGUCCAGCCAGAAAAACAGAUUCUGUAGAGACGAGGCUGCAGUCAGAGACAACUCAGACGUGUGUGUGUGUGUGUGUGUGUGUGUGUGUGUGUGUGUGUGUGUG